CGCUCUGCCUUGCCGCAGGCCUCCCUCCUCGCUCCGUCUGUGCUAUCGCUGCCUCGCAGCUGUCUCUCCCUAUGCUCUUGUAUUUGAGGUUGAGUCGGCUUGCUACUGAGCCAGUAUGUCUUAGGCGGCAGCUGGUGUGUUUCCGCUGUGGAUCCUAUCACCUUUGUGCCCCUUCGUUGGCAAUUCUCUUCGCUUCGUUCCUCCGUUGGAAAUUGUAGAAGCAAUUUUGGAUACUCAGCUGGAAGGUUCUCUUGGGUUGUUGUUGGUGGUAUUCCCGCACGAGUUCUCUCUUUGUAUAUAUUCUCUGAGCACAGCGGGGUUUUCAACACCAAAUUCAUUAGUAUAUGUUUCUGGAGAAGGAUUACUGAACAUUUUAGUCAAGGAAACCUUAAUCCAGAGAUCGGUUUUUGGAAUUCUACCCAGACAUUUGUCUUUUUGAGUGAGGUGAAGUUGAUCGUUAGAGGGCAGUUGCUCUGCACUCAUUGUUGGAACAUAAAUCUAUCAAUAGAGUCAGAGGAUUUAAUUUGGAUCGUAUUGUCUCUGACGGUGUUAUUUUGAAGUGAGAAUAGGCAUGGAAAGUGUAUGUCUGCGACCACAAGCUUUAAGUGAUUCAAGCCAAUUAGCAUCAUCACGGUAUUUAUCUUUAGACACAUUUUUUUCACAAGUCUAUUCGCCGACCUCAAUACAUUCAAGAAAAGUACCUUGCUUUAGAAGACUUAGAAGUGGCGUUCCGGCCAGCAGCUUCCGUCAUGGACGACACCUUUAUCCGAUUGUUGCUACUGCAAUAUCAUCGGAUUCAUCACAAGGCAAUGAAUUGAAGAAAACUUCCAGGCGGAGAGUGAAGGGGCGUGCCAGAGUGGCAUUAGUGGAGGCUGUGGAACCGGAUGUGAGUGCUGAGGGGUUGCUACAAGACAGUUUGUCUGCAAGGUUAGAACAUGCAUAUAGAAUUCCAUCGCUUGAAAUUUUGAAAAGUGAUUUGGAGGCUAGAUUCGAUUCGGUUUCUAAGGAAGAGGAACUAGAAUCCGACGAUGGAAGCAUUGCGGAUGGCAGUGUAGAGGAGCAAUCUACCCCUGAAGCAGAUUCAGUGAGAAAAUCAGUAAGGAAUGGCCGUUCCAAAGUAGGGGUUAAUACGGAUUCAAACGUUGAAGGUGGUGUUAAAAGCUCUUCAGUUAAAUCGCCAAAAGCAGUGAAGAAACGCUCCAGUCGGAGGCAGAAUGUUGAAGGAAACCGAAUCCUGAAAAUAACUAAGAACUCGGUCACUCGUCAGCCGAGGAAGGUUGCAGUGAGGACUCCAAGUCAUCUUACAGAGACUGGCCAUCAAGUGGCUGAGGAUCAGCAAGUUGCUGCAGAUCGCGGGGGAAAGCGUCGGUUGAGUUUGCGGAGCCGGAUAGCUAUGAAGCAGAACAAGCUGGAAGCUAGCGUUGUCGAGAAGCCAGGUCCAACCGUUGAUAGCUGGAACAUGGAUCCAGAAGAUCAGUUGUUGUGGUCACAGGAGGCUGAAGAACUAAUCAAUAAAUAUACUACAUCAAUGGACCUUGCUGCACCCUUGUGGGAUAAGUUAGACCGGGGCCUGCUGACCGCCGUAGAGGAGAAUCGUCUUGCAGUGUUCAUGAAGCCUAUGAAGAAAUUGGAGAAAUUGCAAAAGGUUUUGAUGAAGCAACUGGGGAGGGAUCCGACUGAUGAGGAGUGGGCUGCUGCUGCGGGAGUGGAUUUGUUAAUAAUGCGUCGUCGACUUGCAUUAGGCCGGGCAGCUCGGACUAAGCUUAUUCAGAGAAAUUUGCGACUAGUGUUGUCGCAAGCGUACAAGUAUCACAAGGACAGCAUGAGCCUGUCUAUUCAAGAUUUAUGUCAGGAAGGGGUGAUAGGUCUUAUGCAAGCUGUAGAUAAGUUUGACCCUGGAAAAGGAUAUCGCUUCUCCACAUAUGGUAUUUACUGGAUUAGGAACUCAAUCUUGCGGGCGCAGACCAAAUCUGGUCACAUGCUUCGUUCUCCUCACAAUGUAUCCACGCAUAGAGUGAAUAUCCAACGCGCCAAAGUUGAGCUUUUUUCCGAGCUGGGAAGGCAACCAACUAAUGACGAGAUCAGGAAACAUCUGGGUAUUACGGCGGAUCGAUUCAGAGACAUUUUAAGGACCAACAUGCGUACCUCAUCAUUGCAUGAACAUGACAGAAUCACUGGUCGAGAAAAAGUGGAAAACCUAGUCAGCGAGGAAGAUGCUCUAGAUACGCUUGCUGGUGGUACUUCGAUGGUUCAAUAUGGAUUAGAUGAUGUGUUGGAUUCCUUGAGACCAAAAGAGAAUCUGGUAUUGAGGCAAAGAUUUGGACUGGACGGCAAGGGACAGCGAUCUCUCUCGGAAGUAGGGCUUAUCUUGAAUCUUUCCAGAGAAAUGGUUCGUCGAUAUGAACUUCGAGGCAUUUUGAAACUUCAGCACCCGACCAGAGUCGAGUAUCUCCGAAAUUACCUGAAUUAAUUCAAUAGUGAUAAUUGAGGAUGUACUCUGAAUGAGUAGCGUGUGUGUGUAGUGUAAAUCAUGACAGGAUGCUUAGCUCUUUGCAGAAUUAGUGAUACAUUUACAUGUACCAUAUACACUGUAGACAACAUUUCAUUCAUGGGCUGUAUUUUCCCAGUGUAUACUAGUAAAAUAGAUUAAACAUUAGUUUUCGCGUAUGCGUAUGUGAAUUGCUUCCUCUUCGGGUUAGAUGAAGCAAUUCACUAAUACUUGAUGAAUUGGUUGAUUGAAAUCUGAAGUGGAAGAGUUUUGUGUGCGAUUCCGUA
This is a messenger RNA of Physcomitrium patens, 2775 nucleotides long. Its product is annotated as RNA polymerase sigma factor sigE, chloroplastic/mitochondrial. Gene Ontology annotation, biological process: regulation of DNA-templated transcription; DNA-templated transcription initiation. Gene Ontology annotation, molecular function: DNA-binding transcription factor activity. The record is from RefSeq and is a predicted model, not a curated record. NCBI's taxonomy places the organism in Eukaryota, Viridiplantae, Streptophyta, Bryopsida, Funariales, Funariaceae.